Messenger RNA from Quercus robur (English oak), 1227 nucleotides. RefSeq lists its product as uncharacterized. The record is from RefSeq and is a predicted model, not a curated record. The coding region runs from base 147 to 842 and encodes 231 amino acids. Lineage: Eukaryota; Viridiplantae; Streptophyta; Magnoliopsida; Fagales; Fagaceae. The transcript has a single exon.
CCCCGAGCUUAUUUAUGCCCAUGUUGUUUGUUAUAAUAUAGUUUUUAUUCUUUUUUAUUUUUGUUUUUUAAAAUUUUAUCAUUACAGAAUCCGGGUAAAAACCCGAAUCCGUAUCCGGGUUCUGGGCUUUGAUACCAUCAUGCGAUAUGGCCAAGGGUCGGAAAUUGACGACAAGCCGUAGCGAGAGAUUUCUUGGGAGCUGUGGUGGUGUGUACGGCAACGGACAAGGCUCAAACGGCUCGGACAGUUCGGAGUUCGGAGAAGAGGAUGUUUGGUCCAUGGUUGACAACAACAACAACAGCAGCAACAACUUCGGAGAUGACCAUAGUUCCAAUUCCCAACAGGGAGACUGGAGUCCACGCGCCAAGGGGGUCUUUCGUCGCCGGUUUCCACGGGAUGACCGCCACGUGGGCGGGCUGUCUUUGGCUUUCGACGGGAACGACGCGUCGUCGAUGAUGAUGGCGAAUAAUAAUACUGCCUCUACGACGAUGGCUCCGUCGUCGUCGUCCAGGGUCGUGCACCAAUACCGCGGAAACGACGGCGUUUCUUCUGCCACGCGUGGCGGUGGGAGGCACGUGGCCUCGUCAGCGCCGGUGAACGUGCCGGACUGGAGCAAGAUACUCCCGGUCGGCUCGGUUGAGUCGCUGCACGAGUUGGACGAGGAUGACGAGGAUGGUGACUCGGAGAUGGUCCCACCGCACGAGUACCUGGCGCGUGAGUACGCGCGCAGCCAGAAAAUGGCGGCCACCUCGGUUUUUGAAGGCGUGGGCCGGACCUUAAAGGGCCGGGACUUGAGGCGGGUGCGGGAUGCGGUUUGGAGCCAGACCGGGUUUGAUGGUUAAAAACAAUUUAAUUAACCGAACCGGUUUUAUUAUUAUCAAUUAUGAUUAUGGUUUAGUAGAUGGGAUUGUGUAAUUGUAUUAUUGAUUGAAUGAUGGGCAUAGAUGGAGGUUUUUUUUUUUUAGUUUUUAUUAUUGUUAGUUUUUGGGUUUUUUUUGGGGGUUAUUUGGGCAAUGAUUCGGUCGGGUCACGAGUGAGCCCAAACAUUGGUUCAGAAUUUUGUAAAAUUCUGAUUAAGGUCUCUUUCUGUAUUGGGUAUGAAGUUGGGGAAAUUGUGUUUCUAAUUUCCUUUGCAGAAGUGUCUUUGAUAAUUGUGGAUGUUUAGUGUAGUUUGUAACCAUAUGUUGAAAUGUGUAUGAUUAGAAAAAUGUUCAUCUUACACCAAAA